Leptopilina heterotoma is the source of this 3385-nucleotide messenger RNA. RefSeq lists its product as uncharacterized. The record is from RefSeq and is a predicted model, not a curated record. Gene Ontology annotation, molecular function: heme binding; monooxygenase activity; iron ion binding. NCBI's taxonomy places the organism in Eukaryota, Metazoa, Arthropoda, Insecta, Hymenoptera, Figitidae. The transcript has 25 exons. Bases 130 to 3285 code for a protein of 1051 amino acids.
CAGUGAUUCGAAGUGUCACGUUAUUAUAUUCGUUGUAAAAACAUACUUAAGUUUAAUUUUUGACAAAUUUUUUAAUUUUCUCUUUAUUUUCUAAAAUUUUAGUUCUUAUAAUGCAAAAAAUCUAAAAAAAUGAUAUUUUAUAUUCUCAUUCUCAGCGUUAUUUUAUUGUCACUUUAUCAUUAUUCUAUUCAUCAUGGAAGAAAGGGGAAAUUAAUUAAUAAAAUUCCGGGUCCAAAGACAAUUCCAGUCUUGGGAAAUUUGCAUCAAUUUUUUUUACCUUCAGAUAAAUUAUGGACUGCUCAAAGGGAACUGAGCAAAAAUUUUUAUCCAAUAAGUAGAAUUUGGAUGGUCAAUAUGAGUGGUAUUGGAAUUUGUCACCCAGAUUAUAUUCAGAUAGUACUUUCAAGUACAAAACAUAUUGAGAAAAGUAUUAUUUACAAAUUUUUACACCCUUGGCUUGGAACUGGAUUACUGACUAGCACUGGCGAAAAAUGGCAAAGGAGACGAAAAAUGUUAACACCAGCCUUUCACUUCAGCAUACUUCAAGGAUUUGUUGAUAUUUUUAUUGAGGAGUCACAAAAACUCGUUUAUUCAUUAAAAACAGAGGGGUCGGAAUUUAUAAAAAAUAUUGAACCACUUUUCACAAAAUUCACACUAAAUGCAAUAUGUGAAACAGCUAUGGGAUCAUCACCAGAAAAAAUAGACGAUAAAGGCGAAUAUAGAUCGUCCGUUCAAGAAAUGGGAAAUUUUGUAGUAUAUCGAAUCCUAAGACCCUGGUUUCAUUUGGAUUGGUUGUUCAAUCUAAGUCCAUGGUCAAUUCAUCAGAGGAAAAUUUUAAAAACAUUACACGAUUUUUCCACAAAAAUUAUUCAGGAGAGAAAGAAACAUCACGAACAAACUUUACAGAAAAAUGAAAAUCAAUUUACUGACAAUAAUGAGGAAUUUGGAAAAGAAAGAAAGAGAAUGGCAAUGCUGGAUGUUUUGAUUUCUGCCUCUAGAAAUGAAUCUUGUAUUGAUGAUGAAGGAAUUCGAGAGGAAGUUGACACUUUUGUUUUUGAGGGACAUGACACGACAGCAAUGUCGUUAAUAUUCACCCUUGCAUUAUUAGCCGAACAUUCAGAAAUUCAGAAAACUGCAAGAGCAGAAAUUUGUGAGAUAUUAAAUGAGAGUAGAGGAAAAAUUGGCGUUGGGGAAAUAAAUAAAUUUGUCUAUUUGGAAAGAUGCAUUAAAGAAUCAUUAAGACUGUAUCCUAGUGUGCCAACUAUAACUCGUGUUGUUCACGAAGAUCUUCAACUUAAAGAAUUCAUAGCGCCAGCUGGUUCUAAUCUUCAUUUGUACAUCUAUGAUCUUCAUCGUGAUCCAAAUUAUUGGCCAAAUCCGGAAAAAUUCGAUCCAGAUAGAUUUUUACCAGAGAACAUUAGAACGAGACAUCCAUUCUCUUACGUACCGUUCAGUGGAGGACCUCGUAACUGUAUUGGUCAGAAGUUUGCAAUGUUGGAGUUAAAAACUUGUUUAGCACAUCUACUUUACAAUUUUGAAUUGGAGGCGAUAGAUUAUGCUCAUGAAGUUGUUAUAAUGCAAGAUUUAGUCCUUCGACCCAAGCAUCCUGUACGUGUAAAAUUCACAUCGAUAAAUGAGAGUGGAAAUCGACGUGAUACUGUGAAUCCUGUGAAUGUGAAACACAUUCGAGUUCCUCUUCUGGACAAAAUAAUAAUAAUAAUAAUGGAGAUUUUAGACAAUUUUUUUUACAUUCUCAUUUUUAUUUUAAAAAUGAUUGGUUUAAUAUUAGGAAGUGUUGCAAUAGCUUUAUUAAUUUUUCACUGUAUCACUCAUUAUGAUAAACGAGGUAGAAUAUUAAAUAAAAUUCAUGGACCUGCAGUUCUACCAUUACUUGGAAAUGCACAUGAAUUUUUGAAACCCUUAGACGAAAUUUGGAAGACACUGAGAAAAAUCAAUAAGGACUAUUAUCCAAUUAAUAGACUUUGGCUUGGAAGUAUGCCAAUAGUUGGUAUUUAUCAUCCAGACGAUGUAAAGAUUUUGCUGAGUAGCACGAAACAUAUAGAAAAGGGUGAAAUCUAUAAUUUUCUACAUCCUUGGCUUGGCACAGGAUUGUUGACAAGUAAAGGAGAAAAAUGGCAGACAAGGAGGAGAAUGUUAACACCAGCUUUUCAUUUCAAUGUCCUACAGGAAUUUUCAGACAUAUUUGUUGAACAAUCAGAAGUACUCGUUAAAAAAUUAAAAACCGAGGGAAGUGAAGUUACUAAAGAUAUUGUACCACUACUCACAAGAUUUACUUUAGAUUCCAUUUGUGAAACAGCAAUGGGUACAGAGUUGGAUGAAAAGAAAAAUGAGAAAGAAUAUCGAGAUGCUGUACAAGAAUUAGGGGACCAUUUUCUCCACAGAUUAGUAAGACCAUGGUUACAUCCAAAUUGGAUGUUUAAUAUUUCUUGGACAGGAAUUCGUCAGAGAAAAGUUCUUGAAACUCUGCAUCAUUUAACAAACAACAUAAUAGCUCAUCGAAUACGUUAUCAUGAACAAAAAUCAAAGCAACGGAAAAAUUCCAACUCUUCUCAAACAGAAUUUGGCAUGAAGAAACGAAUGGCUAUGCUCGACAUUCUUAUAACGGCUUCAAAAACAGAAGGUUCUAUUGAUGACGUUGGCAUUAGAGAAGAGGUGGACACUUUUGUUUUCGAGGGUCAUGACACAACAUCAAUGGGUCUUAUAUUUUUUCUGGCGCUUCUUGCAGAGCACAAAGAAGUUCAGGAGAAAAUUAGAAAUGAAGUUUGCGAAGUCAUGAAGCAAUGUGGAGGAAAGUUAAGGAUAGCUGACGUCAAUAAACUCCUUUAUCUCGAACGAUGUGUUAAAGAAUCAUUACGAUUGUACCCAAGUGUGCCGAGCAUUGCUCGAGUACUCCAUGAAAAUUUACAAUUAAAAAAUGGAUUAGUUCCAGCUGGAUCGAAUGUAUUUUUGUACAUCUACGAUUUACAUAGAGAUCCCAAUUAUUGGCCGAAUCCUACUAAAUUCGAUCCUGACAGAUUUCUACCUGAAAAUUCAGUAAAUAGACAUCCAUUUUCGUACGUUCCUUUUAGUGGUGGUUCUAGGAACUGUAUUGGUCAGAAAUUCGCAAUGCUGGAAAUGAAAGUUUUGACAGCACAAUUAAUUUAUAAUUUCAAACUUGAACCCAUUGAUUUUGCUCAUGAAAUUGUACUCUGUCAAGAUAUGGUCCUCAGACCGAUGCACCCAGUACGAGUGAAAUUUGUAACCCAGUCAAAUAAUUUAUUGUAAAAUUCUAAAAUAUAAAUUCUAGUUUUAUUAUUAUUAGUUUAUUAUCUAGUUUUAUUAUUCAUAAUAAUGAUUAAAAGUUUCAAUAAAUAGAUUUUUUUAA